Molecule: messenger RNA, 910 nt
Organism: Brassica napus (rape)
Lineage: Eukaryota; Viridiplantae; Streptophyta; Magnoliopsida; Brassicales; Brassicaceae
Exons: 1
Coding region: 198-701 (167 amino acids)
Source: RefSeq, a predicted model, not a curated record
CCUUGGGCCCAAAAAUAAGGGUUAGGCAGCCCCUAAUUGGAGAGAACGCAUGACCAAAGAUUAGUGUUUCACGAGGAGCGAUGGUGCGUAUGGAAGGAGCGUUGAUGGGUGAAAAAUGUAUGAUGCUUGGUGUUGGUAUCUGGAAGAUGUAUUUUUGCUGCAAACACCUGAUGAGCCUGACUGGGUGAGACCGAAUCAUGUCAUUGAGAACGAGAAAAAUAAGGCGCUUCAGCUCACGACCUAAGCAAGAAUGUGACUUGAUUAAUGGACAGAUCCAAGCCAGCGAGGGCUUCGAUGUUGAUUGGACCAAGGCCCGCUGCCUUUACAAUUACCAUCCUGUUGAGUUCGAUGAUGAUGAAUUUGUCGAGGAGCCUGAAACCAAUCUUGAUCUACUCAACAGGCUCUGUGAGAAAUCAAUUGGUCACUACAAUCAGGAAAACAAGACAGCAUAUGAACUUGUCAAGCCUCUUUAUGCCAAUUUUCACGGGACUAUUGGGAUCAUGUUUCUCAUAACUUUCCAAGUCAAGGAUCCUGUUGAAAACCUCACAAAAGACUUCCAAGCUAGGAUUCAUUACUCUUAUUGUAGCAAGAGCCAGUUCAUCAUGUGCAGGCCAAAACACCACCAAGCAGAUAGCCUUGGAGUUGCCGAGAAUGACCCCAAGAAGCCAAAGACUGGAGUAGGAUGCUCCCUCUACUUGUGACAAAACUUACCAUCGACUCUUGGUUAUGUUUUUAUUUACUAUCUCUAGACUGUUCUUGUUGUCUUCUUGUAAGCAAAGCUACCUGUAGCGAACCUUGUAUCUCUCUACAUUCUAAAUGGCUACUCUCUUUUAGACUAAAAGACAAAGAAUUUUCCUUGGCCAAAUUUUUAAAUUCCAUUUCGUGGCAAAGUUUUCACCACCGCUUUGCU